GGAAUCUAUAUUAUUUUCAAAUUAAGUACAUGUGAUUGUGUUCCCUCAUUUAAAGAGAUCAAUAGAAUAAAAUAAUUGUUAAAUGAGGUGAACAUGCAUAUGCUGCCUUUGUAUGCUUUCUGUAUACCAAGGGCUCAGCACUGGAUAUGUUAUGUUGGCUAGUAUAGCUAAAUAAUACAGUUUGGAGAUAAAAUCGUGUUUGUAGUAUAGCUAUACACUCUAUAUAGGGACGUUACCAUGUAAAUGUAAGCAACGUUUAUAUGUACAGUUGACCAUGGCUCUAAUGGUAAGAGUGUAAUUUAGUGACAUUCGUUUUUCAUCAGGGAAGUCUAGUGGGUAUAUUUUGCGGGGCGUAAGCAAAGGAGACCGGAGUUGUUAAAGUAUACUUAAAAAAAUCGUUAAAAAAACAAAUAAAUAACUAAACUCCAGGAGGAAUCUUUUAUCUCGCGAAACCUAACCAAGUUUAAUUAAUUGCACGGCUAUCAAACUUCCACUUUGAAACCUCCUAAACGACUCAUUCAUUACAGCGUGGUCUCCCCAAACGCAAGACGAGUACAGUGCCAAUAUUGAUGAAUGAAAUGCAUAACAAAAAGGAAAAAUAUACAGAUUAUUAAAAUACUUGCAUUACUACGGUACUGCAUUCCUAUGAUUAAAAAAAAAAAAAAAAAAAAAAAAAAAAAAAAAAAAAAAGUGGGAACUCCACUUGGAGAAUUGCCGGGAACUGUGCUACUGCAAGCGUUUGCAAGAAAUAGCCUUAGGGGGUCUCCUCAUUGGAAUAAAAACACCAUGCCACGAACAGAUAAAAGGAUGUCCAACACCAGUGGUUUGUGGUGCAGUCAUUUGAGAUGGACCUUUCAAAAUGUUCUCUACCCACUUGCUUUGUUAUUGUGUGUACAGCAUACAGCUGUACUGGGUUGUCGAGUUGACUGCAGGAAAGUUCUCACCUCUUCAAAUGGAGUCUUUACCUCACCAUGCUACCCAAGCGAGUAUCCCAACAGCCAGGCUUGCAAGUGGACCCUUCAGGCCCCAACAGGAUAUAUCAUACAGAUAACAUUUCUUGACUUUGAAAUUGAAGAAGCACCUCAGUGUAUCUAUGACAAUGUAAUUGUAAGCAAUGGAAAAGAUGAUGUCAAGUUUUGUGGUAUAACAGCCAAUGGUUUAACACUGAACUCCACUGGAAAUGUAAUGAACGUGUCCUUUGCAACAGACUUUAGCGUCCAAAAGAAAGGCUUCAAAAUCAGCUACAAGCAAGUUGCAGUGUCCCUGAGGAAUCAGAAGUUAACGCUUAAUUUAAAAGAAUCUGUGUCAACUGCAACAAGUGUAACCAUCCCAAAUCUCCAACACUUUACGGUCUGCUUUGAAGCAUCCGAAUCUGUCAACAACAACAAAGACUGGAUUUUCUUUUCAUAUAAAGAUUCUUCCUCUACAGAAGUUCUUACUUUUGGAAAGUCAAAGUCAGUCGUUACCCUAAGUGUGGUUGGUGCUGACUGUGAUCUGAGUGAUGCAGUAUCAAACAUUGAGCUGUUCUCCGUGGAUAUGCAGCUGUUCUGUCUCACAUGGGAUGGUACAACAGGUUAUAUAGCUAUAUCUACUGUAAAUACAUAUAAGAAUAUUGAUUGCCCAGCAUCUAAAUAUAAAGUGAUUCCUAGGAAUGGGGUGUUUUCACUUGGCCCUAGUUCCAAAAAACAGGAUUCUUUUACUGGAGGCAUUUACAACUUCCGUCUUUGGAAUUCAGCCAUGAGUACAGACGUGCUUUCAGCUCUCUCCUGUGCUGACAAAGGAGAUGUCAUAGAUUGGGAAAAUGAAUUCUGGAAUAUUGCAGCCUCUUACUUAACAACAGAUCAAAACCUGAGCUGUGUUUGUUCCCCAAAUUGCAAAUUAACAACUAUCCCAUCUAGUGGUACCUCUUCAUCAGCUACAGUGCCAAAAACUAGCUGUUCAUCAUCUCAACUUGGUUGUCCAGCCAUUGUCACCGCCACUAACAUGAUUGCUACUAAUCCAGCCAACAAUGUUAUUGUAGCUACUUCAGGACCAGAUAUCGCCAUUAACAUGCCAACUACGACUAGGAGCACUAUAAAUUCUUUUGUACCAACACCACCUGUCACCAGUAAUAUGCCUACUAUGACUAGUAGCACUACAGAUGUUAUUGUAACAUCUGUUGCUAUGCCACUUGUCACCAGUGACGUGACAAUGACUACUAGUACCAUUACAGACGCAACAUUAAUUCCUUCUACAACUGCAGCUGACACCACUAACACCAUUGGUACUAACAGCAUUCCACAUGAAGGAGUGUUCUACAGAAUUUCCUUUGUUCUGUAUGAGAAUGAGAACCACACAACUGCUUUGGGGGUGGAACAGUUUGUAUAUACUUGGCUCAACCAAACAUUUCAAAACUGGACUUACCCUGUUUAUGUAGCUAAUGUCAGUGUUCAGAUGAGCAACAGUGUGUCCACUAGACUUGUAAGAAGUGUAACAGAAAGGUACAUCUGUCAAGCAUUGCUAGUUUACAAAUUUGUGAAUGAUAUUCUUCUGCUUGAGGAAACCAUUCACAGCAGGCUGGUGUAUAACAACAGGUCAAUAGGAGGGGGGUUACUGUUAGACACUGUGGCUGUGCACCCGGUUGAAAACUGCGUUACAGAAGAAAAUCCUUUUUAUUAUAAGUGGCCUGAAAGUAGACCAACAGUUACCCAAUACCUGCCAUGCUUUCCAAACAAAGCUUUGAACGCGUCAAGAACAUGUAUGUUAAAUUUGCAGAAUUAUACUUCUUAUUGGGGCUCAGCUGAUCUUAACAACUGCACAGGGGAUAUUGAUAGCAUUGCAGUAUCUGCAGAAAAUGCUGCAGAUGUAGCAACCCAACUUGUAGAUAUAACAAACCAUGAGCUGACCACGGAGGAAGUAACAAAAAUUGUCACAAAGCUAAACCAGAUCAUUAGUGUGGCAACAAUUAAUGUCUCACUGGCUUCAACAGUUGUGUCAGUUUUUUCCAAGGUCUUAACUAACUCUGAUACAGCUUUAGCAGCCUCUUCACCUUUGGCACUGAAAACUGUGGAUGAUCUGGCGCUGAAAAUCCUUUUCACUGGCCCAUCACUGAGCAUUACCUCAAAGAAUCUAGCCUUAGGAAUUGCUGUAGUAAACUCUAGCACUUUCAAUGGAACAUCUUUCAGUGCAGCACGUCCAACCAACACUUCAGAUCUCCAGGUCAGUUUUGAAUCGGAUCAGGGGGAUCCAUUGGCUACACUGGUUCUGCCUGCAACUUUGUUGAACAAUUUAAGUGAAGCAGAAAUAGAUAGUGUUUCACGGAUACAAUUUACAUUCUUUAGCAAAACAGGAUUGUUCCAGGAUCAGAUAAAGAAUGGACUUUAUUUAAGCAGUUAUGUGGUGGCUAGCAGUGUUGGAAAUGCUUCAAUAAGCAACCUUCAGGAUCCUGUCAAGAUACAAAUCCAACAUACACACUACCAGACCAAGCCAAACCCUGUAUGUGUUUUCUGGGAUUUUACUUUACAAAAUGACAGUGGUGGGUGGAAUGCAGAUGGUUGCACUGUGAGCUCUGAAUCAACCAGAAACACAACAGUGUGCUUAUGCAAUCACCUCACUCACUUUGGGGUGUUAAUGGACAUUUCAGGAACUGCAACCCAGAUUGAUGCUAAGAACACAAAGAUUCUGACCAUCAUCACAUACAUUGGAUGUGGCGUCUCUGCCAUAUUUUCUGCAGCCACACUUCUUACCUACAUAGCUUUCGAAAAAUUACGCCGAGACUACCCUUCCAAAAUCCUAAUGAAUCUAAGCACUGCCCUACUCUUCCUCAACAUGGUUUUCCUGCUAGAUGGCUGGCUGGCCACAUUUGAAAUUGACGGUCUCUGCAUUGCAGUUGCAGUCUUUCUCCAUUUCUUCCUCUUAACUUCUUUUACCUGGAUGGGUCUGGAGGCUGUUCAUAUGUACAUUGCACUAGUUAAAGUUUUCAACACUUACAUUAGGAAGUACAUCCUCAAAUUCUGCAUUGUUGGAUGGGGUCUUCCUGCUGUUACGGUAGCUAUUGUUGUUGCAAUUGACAGAAAAUUUUAUGGCAAACAAUAUUAUGGAAAAGGGGAAAAUGGAGAAGGAUCCUCUGAAUUCUGCUGGGUUAAGAACCAAGUUGUUUUCUACAUAACCUGUGCAGGUUACUUUGGAAUCGUUUUCCUCUUGAAUGUCGCCAUGUUUAUUGUGGUGAUGGUUCAGAUUUGUGGGAGGAAUGGAAAGAGAAGUAACCGCACUUUGAGGGAAGAGAUUCUCCGUAACCUACGCAGUGUCAUCAGUUUGACCUUCCUACUGGGCAUGACCUGGGGCUUUGCCUUUUUUGCAUGGGGCCCUGUGAACCUCACCUUUAUGUACCUCUUUGCAAUUUUCAACUCAUUGCAAGGUUUAUUUAUAUUUAUAUUUCAUUGUGCUUUGAAAGAAAAUGUUCAGAAGCAGUGGAGAAGAUACCUUUGUUUUGGCAGAUUCCGUCUGGCAGACAAUUCAGAUUGGAGUAAGACAGCCACCAACAAUACAAAGAAAGCCAGCUCUGAUAACCUAGGAAAAUCCUUAUCCUCUAGCUCCACUGGAUCCAGCUCCACCAACUGGAAAUCCAAAUCCAAAACCAUUCUAAAUCCAUUUGCAAAACGAAACAGUAACACAGGUAACAUUUAUGGCGAUCAGACCAGCAUGAAGUCUGGUCAGUCAGAAGGAGACCAGACGUCCAUCAUUCCUGUGCAUCAGGUCAUUGACAAGGUUAAAGGAUACUGCUCUGUGAGAUCUGAUAACUUCUACAAGAACAUAAUCAUGUCAGACAGCUUCAGCCACAGCACCAAGUUCUAGUAACUCUCUUUUGAGAUUUAACUUAGCAGCUUAAUGUAACAAAAAUAAAUGUAAAUGAAAAGAAAGGGAAACUAAUCAUACACUUACUAAAUACUGUGUAAGUAGCAUGAAUAUACAGUAGCAGAGGUAUUGUUCCAUUUCUCAGCAGGUGUAUUUCCUAAUUGCUUCCUGUACCUAACAAGGUAUGAUGUGUGAAAUGUUUCCUCUAACUGCUGCCUUCCUAUCUGCCCUGGUUACCGUUCCCUGAGGAACCUGGAGCUCAGUACUCUCUAAAGUGUAAGGGGGGGGGGAGAAAAGUAAAUAUCUGGAAAAUGGUUCAGACUGACUCAAAACUACAAAAACUGUGAUAAACAUGGACAUGCUGUUAUUGCACUACUCUUUUUUUAAAGGAUGCAGCUUCAAUUUCAGUUAUGUGCCUUCAGCUGUUUUUGUUUGUGAACUUUAUGUAUCGGGGAAACAUUAUAUUUUAUCUGAUUGCUAAAGAGGAAUUUUGUUUUUCCUGAAAGGAUUGUUACAAUGUAAUUUGUUUUUGUGAUUCACCCUUUUUCAUUUAUUUAAUCUGUUGUUCUCCUGUGAACGUUAUGAUUUACAAAGUCCUUCCUACGUUAAGGAACAUACCCCCUGUGACAAUUUAAGGUGGGGCAAAUUGUGUAAAUUGCAACCAUUUUCUGGCACUGUUGUUUGGUUCUGAUUUGUUGGAAAUACAACCUGGUUUUAAAUGGCUGUAUUUACUUGUUAGAUAAUAAGGAAUAGCAAAAUUUAACAGCAAUAGCAUUGUAUUGUCUAAAAAACACUUGUAUCUCAGUAAGCAUUACAUCAGUUUUUUUUUUUUUUUUUUUUGUUUUUUUUUAUUCAGACAUGUGCCAGAUUAUGCUUCCAUUAUAUCACAUGAAUUUGUGUUUUAGAAAUGUCUGAUGCACACUUAGGUAAUAUGCAUUUACAUAAAAAAAUCUUCUGGAAGCAUUGUGCAAACCUAUGCCCAAGUCAAGCCUAGGACCACAUUUACAAAUAUGUUACUAGGAUGAGAAGGCCUUUACUAGAUGAAGUAAAAAGUUUUGCCCAGGUACACCGUGACACUAGAGUAAAUGGAUGCCAACUACUUUUAUUAUUUAAAAUGUUGAAGUUAGCUUGUCAGUAACUUGCUUUAUAUAUUAAUUUGCUUUGGAAAGAUUAUGCUUUCCAAACACUUUCAGAAUUAUUAAUUGUUGGGUGUGAGUGGGUAAAAAUGUGUAAAAUAUAUUUUAUGAAAUACCUAGAAAUAACCUUCUGCAGGUUAAUAUCAUUUAGCUUCAACUGUACAGAGCAUCCUAAGUUAAAGUGGUUUUACUACCAUGUAGUAGUGUUUGGAAAUAUCUGUGCUUAGGUGUUUGCCUGCUUUAAUGUAACUAUUUGCUAUUAAAAUAGCUACAGUUGUUCAUAUUUAUUUAUUUGUUACGUAAAAUGUAUGAAAUAUGUGAAAGCUUUUCUAGUAUCUUUUACUUUUGUAUUGUUUUGGUAUCCAUGCUAUAUUGUAAAAUAUCUCUUGGGACAUUAGGUAAAAAAGAAACUUGUUUUUUAUAUAACCCUUAGAAUACUAGUCAUGUUCAGUAUAGUCAAACACUGAUUUUUUUUCCUGCUUUUAUCAUCCAGUAACACUCAGUUCAAUUAAGAAAUACUAAAUGAAACUAAAAUUCAAUGACAAACAUUUCUGCAAAUAGUCCUUUUCAGUGACACUGUAAAAGACUUCUUGUCAAAAUGUUUGUCAUCAAAUUUUAGUUUCUUUUACUAUUUCUUUGUCCUGCUUUUAGUAUUAAUUUGCAAAAAGAUCUAGAGUUUUGGUAUUGACUUCAUUAGAAACAUGCCCAGAAUAUUCUAGAUUAAAAUCUGUUUCUUGGCAUAACACUAUGUAACACAAUUUUUGUUCCUGGGUAGUAAGUGUUAUUUCCUAAUUGCUUAUGC
Messenger RNA from Polyodon spathula (Mississippi paddlefish), 6771 nucleotides. Its product is annotated as adhesion G-protein coupled receptor G6-like. The record is from RefSeq and is a predicted model, not a curated record. The coding region runs from base 574 to 4833 and encodes 1419 amino acids. The transcript is spliced from 30 exons. Gene Ontology annotation, cellular component: membrane. NCBI's taxonomy places the organism in Eukaryota, Metazoa, Chordata, Actinopteri, Acipenseriformes, Polyodontidae. Gene Ontology annotation, molecular function: laminin binding; G protein-coupled receptor activity. Gene Ontology annotation, biological process: cell surface receptor signaling pathway; myelination in peripheral nervous system; heart trabecula formation.